AUGACUAGCAGUUUGCUUGCAUUGAAAAUAUUACGUCAUUUAAUACCAUUAUUACCAGAAAGUACCGACAAAAUGUCAAGUAUUCUUAUAAAAAAUCUUUUAGUCGAAGUUUUCAAUUCAAUUGGUGGAAAAUUCAGUGUACAACGAAUCACACCAGAUAUCAUCACUGAAUUAAUCAAUUUUUAUCGAACGAGUAUGUCACUUAAAUCUCCAUGGCAAUCCGUAGCAACGCAACUUGUUAUUGAUAGCAUUUCCUUAAAUUUCAACGACUUCGAGUCAUUUGAAAAUAUUGAUAAAAAUCAAUUGAUUGAUUUCGUUGCAUCAUUAGGUAUAAUGGGUACAUAUAUUCAACCGUAUUGUCUUGGUUCGAUUGUGAAAAUAUAUGCUGAUGAUGGAAAUAGUAAUGAAUACAAUUUGGCAUUAAUCACAGAAGUAGAUAUCAAUGCUCGAGAUUUGGGUAUACCUGAAGCGUCGCCGUACUAUGUUCAAUAUUUUCAAAAAGACAAGGCUGAAUGGGUCGCAGCCGAUAAAUUAAAACUUGAGAUUGAUGUUCCACCACCGAAUCCAUACUUGUUUUCUCAUGCCGAUGGAACAAUCGAUUUGAUUCUUGAUAAGCUUGCUUAUUUCAUACAACUGGACACAUCAACAUCCAAUUCCAUAGUUUUAUUACAACUGAAACGUCGAUGUAUCGGUGCAUUAUGUCAGUUGUUAAAUGAUAGAAAACUUGUGGAAAUAUUUAUGCAAAAGUCCUAUGUAUCUCUUCUUGCGAAAUUGGCUGUCUGUAGUUUGCCAUUGACAACUCGACUUCAAUUGUUUGAUUUACGUCAUUUUAGUAAAGAUCAUUUAGAACAAUAUUGUUUAAGUCUAGACAACUAUGAACAUUCAAAACAAAUAGUAGAAAAUGAUCAUGAAAAAGAAAAUUUCCAUUAUGACAUGAAGCAAAACAAUACCACUGAUACAUCACCGUUUAGCAUAUGGGAUAAUAUUCCAAUUAAUCGUGAUCGAAAAAUCGUCGAUACUUUAACUACUAGUGUGUUAAAAUAUAAUGGAUGGAAGAUAUAUGCAUCAGAAGCUGAAAUCGAAUUAUUUAAACGAGGUAGAAUAGGAAACGAUGACCUAUAUGUUACUCCGAUGCCAUAUAGAAUUCCCCCUGCACAGGUACUUCAAGAAUUAUGUAUCGACACGACUAAUGACAGCGAUGAUGGCAAUUUUCCGACUUAUAUUAUCGAUAAUCUGCAAGUGAGCGAAGGAAAAUGGUACUUUUGUGUGAAAUUACCACUUGGUGAACUUGUUCAAAUCGGAUGGGCAACAGCUGGAUUCUCGCCUGAUUCCCGUAAUGGUCUUGGAAUAGGCGAUGAUUCCUAUUCAUGGUCGUAUGAUGGAUCACGACACGUUCUCUUCCACGAUGGUAGCCAUGAUUAUCCCGUUGAUGACGAUAUUCACUGGAAAGUAAACGAUGUUUGUGGAUGUGGAAUUGAAAUCGAUGGUGAAAAUACGCGAAUCAAAUAUUGGCUGAAUGGAAAAUUCUUAGGUACCGCUUUUGCGCAUCGCUCAUAUCUCGGAUCAUCACGAACGAAAUGUGAUAUGAGACCAAAUGGACCAAAUACUACCUAUUUUCCCGGCGUCUCUAUGCAGUCUUAUAGUUAUUGUUCAAAUCGUUGCGAACUGUUACUUAGUCCAGAAGAUAUGACUGAAUGUCCAUUACCCGAUGGUUACAAGCCACUUCUAUUACCAAAAUUAGUCAACACUGAAAACUCGAUUGUAGCCUAUCCCUUCAAUGCUUAUUUAAUCGGAGAUAAUAUGGAAAAUUACAUCUACACAUCACGAUUGAGUAGUUCGAAGUUUCGUCUACGUGACUUUGUCAACGAAAAUCAUUUAGAAACUUCGUUCAUUCUUGAUGAUCACCAUCUAAUAUUACCAGAAAAUAGUGGCGGUUUCUCAUUUCCGAUUGACAAUUCAACGUCUUCAUCAACAGUCAGCUUUGAUUUUAAAUUUCUAACCACAUCCAAUCAUGAUUCAAGCAAUAAAACCAACAUUCAUCUACUGAAAUUGAACUCAAUGGAUUUAUUCUCAGUAGAAAUACCAACAAUGAAUGAUGUCAAUGAAGAUAUACGAAUAACGAUCGUAUUUUAUCCGACAGAACAACAAACAAAACUGUACAUGAACGACAAAUGCCGAAUCUUUUAUGGAGGAUUUGACUAUGAAAAAAGGACAACUAGUCUGACUUUGCACAUUCUACCCAAUGGUGGCGCUGCAAUUCGAAAUCUUGCAAUAUGGAAAUAUGCUUUAUCCGAAGAACAUAUUCAUCGUUUAGUUACAUAUGGUCUAUCAUAUGUGGCCAGUGACAAUGAACAAUUGAAUGAAUACCGAAGACAAGCCAAUGUGUUUACAUUCAGCAAAAAUCAACAAAUGUUUGCCAAUGAAUUACUUGUACCAUUUAAUCAACCAUUCGAAAAGAGUUUGUGGCAGAAAAAUAAAACACAAGUCGACAAUGAUGAAUCACACUAUUUUAAAACAAUUGAUGGAACUAAUCAAUCUGUUGUGCAGUUAUGCGGAAACAAAACUUAUCUUGUUCUAGACAUAUCCACUGAACAUAAUUUUGGAUUGACACUUGUCCUCGAUAUUUACGUACCGAGUUUUCCAAAGAAUAAUGAACGACUGACACUAGUAAUGUUGAAUCCACAGUUAAGUAUUUGCAUAGCACAUGAUGGCCGUCUUUUUCUUUUAUCAGACGGUCAAACCUUGAACAUGAGUACAUUAAAUGUCCCACUGAACGAAUACGUACGUUUUGCUGUUUUAAUCGAUGAUAAUUAUGGGAAAAUCUAUCUAAAUGGGUCAUUGGCACUUGAAAACGAUAAGUUUACCACGAAAACAAAUCCUAUUUGCUUGUUUAGAGAAAAGGAUUCAACAACGAAUACAACAGGCGAAGACAAAUUACGAAUCGAAUGCAAACUGAUCGCAUUUCUCAAUCAAGCUGUUUCGAUAGAUUAUACAAUGGAAUCAUCACAAUAUUCUCUUGAAUCAUGGCUUGCACCACCUCUGUCACUUGUUUUGUCACGUUUAAGUGCUAUCGGAUACAAAGAAACAUGGAUCACGUCGGUCAUCAAACAAUCUAAGGCACUCACAUUGCAAAUGGCUGAUAUGCUCAUUCGUGAACAGAAAGAACAAUUAAUCAAAAACGAUCAGAAGAAUCGACGAGAUUAUUAUGUCACCAUUUUAUCACAGUUAGCCCCAUCUAUUGAUCAAGAAAAGUUAGAAAAUAAAAUCAUGUUUACCAGACUUGAAAAUGAGGUCGAGUUGUUAGCAGUGGCUGAAAUGAUGUUGGUCAAUUGGAAUGAUUUACAAAUGCCAGCAACUUCAACAGAUGACAACGACGAAACAGAAAGUGAAUCAGAAGACAUAAAAUGGUUUCAGAAAGCCGUACGUGGUCUAUGCACCAAAAAUAGCUUUACAGAAUGGAUUCAACAAAGAUCAAUAAACAAUCAUAGCGAUGAACUCGUUUAUCAACUUCUUGAUUUGAAUAAACCCCAACUAGAACAAUCGGUUAUGAUGACAAUGACAGAAAGUUCACAAAAAACAAUACACAAAUCGAUUCAAUAUUCACAUCAACAAAUUUCACAGAAGCAAUAUUCAAAUUCACGAAUUGCUUGUGAACAAGGAUUAAUCUCGAUCUAUGCACGAGAAGCGAUUUUCAAUCUUCUCAAAAUCUGGUCGAACAAUGGUCAAAUUCUGUCCAUUAUCGACUUAAGUUUAGCACCAACACAAAGUAUUGUAGCAGAUCGACUUCGAAAUGCCAAAAACUACCUGUUAUAUCAGAAGAAGUUCGAAUUAUUCGAAGAAUCUCUAGAAGAAACUAAUCUAGAAAAUGUUCACAGACCUACGGUUGAGUUUGAUCCAGUUAAAGCCACAAUGGAGAGUGAAAAUGGCAAAAAUACUAUGUUUUAUCAAGCUUAUGAGCAGUUACAUAAAGAUGCUCAUAGAUCAUUUCGAAAUGAGGAUGAUCACUUAUGGGAAGCAACUUAUAUUGGUAUGCAUAGCAUUGAUGCAGGUGGACCUUAUCGUGAUUCAAUUACAUGUAUUUGUUCAGAUAUUUGUAGUACACGAUUACCAUUGUUCAUGUUAUGUCCAAAUGGACGAACAAAUAUAGGUUUGAAUCGUGAUCGGUGGAUACCAAAUGUGUUUCCACAGAAUGAAUCUAUUCCGGAUACGUUCAAAAAUCAAUAUCGAUUCGUUGGACAAUUGAUGGGCAUGGCAAUACGAAAAAAACAUUAUUUGGAUUUGAAAUUUCCCUUAUUUCUAUGGAAACAAUUAGCAAGAGAACAAGUGACGAUUGAAGAUAUUGAAGCAAUUGAUAUACAAUGUUUUAAAAUAAUAAAAGAAAUGCAAGCGAAUUUCACUCAAGAUGAACUUAUCGAUGUAAAUAUUGAUAUCAAUUAUUUGUUUAGUAGUAUUAUGAGUGAACUUCGAUUUGAAGUUGUCAGUUCUGCUGGACAAUCAUACGAACUUGUUCCUGGUGGCAAAGAAAUUGCAUUGACAGCAGCUAAUUUCAAAGAUUAUUGUACGAAAUAUCAAGAAUACCGUCUGAAUGAAUUUAGUCGUCAGAUUGAAUUCAUUCGUCAAGGAUUGUACAGUGUUGUUCCAUGUUACUAUUUGAGUCUAUUUACAGCCGGUGAACUUGAGGAAGCCGUAUGUGGAAAAGGUCAUAUUGAUAUAGAACUUUUGAAAAGAAACACACGUUAUGGUGAUUCAAAUGAUCACGAUUUACCGCAUAUUGAACGAUUUUGGACCGUUCUAAAGGAAAUGUUCAAUGAGGAACAAAAAAAAUCGUUUAUUAUUUUCGUGUGGGGACGAAGCACACUACCACGUUGUGAUGAAGAAUUUACAUGCAAAUUUUGCAUCAAUCCAUAUUAUGAAUCACCGGAUGAAGUAGACAAGAUGCUUCCACGAUCGCAUACGUGUACUUUUGCUCUUGAUUUACCUGAAUAUUCAACAACAGAUAUUAUGUAUCAACGCCUAAACUAUGCCAUCACAAAUUGUUCUAGUAUUGAUGGCGAUGGUUAA
Messenger RNA from Rotaria sp. Silwood2, 5061 nucleotides. The record is from the annotation of a GenBank genome assembly. Lineage: Eukaryota; Metazoa; Rotifera; Eurotatoria; Philodinida; Philodinidae.